Molecule: messenger RNA, 862 nt
Organism: Theobroma umbraticum
Lineage: Eukaryota; Viridiplantae; Streptophyta; Magnoliopsida; Malvales; Malvaceae
Product: late embryogenesis abundant protein At1g64065-like
Biological process (GO): defense response to other organism
Source: RefSeq, a predicted model, not a curated record
UAAGCGAUAGUUUUCUUUCUCUAUCCAAUCCUCAACCCAAGCUCAGAAAAGAAAACCUUGAAACUUUAAGCAGAAGAACUUAUAUUGCCUGCCUACAUCUCUAGUCAAAAUUCCAACAUGAAAUCUGGAGAUCAAACUUCACGGAGGAAGAGAAACAUCAAGUGCUGGGCAUUUGUAGUAGCCGGUGUCAUAGCACAUACCAUAAUCGUUUUGCUCUUCGUGCUGCUAGUAAUGCGUACCGGAAAUCCUAAAGUUCGUUUGGGAGGGGUCACGGUAGAAAAUCUCAGAGCCAGUUCCUCAUCUUCCUCACCUUCUUUUAGCACGAAACUUAAUGCUCAAGUUUCCGUUAAGAACAGGAAUUUCGGUCACUUCAAAUUCAAGAACAGCACUCUCACGAUUUCUUACAAUGGUACUCCUGUUGGUAAGGCUACUAUCGUUGAGGGUCGUGCCAGGGCUCGAUCAACCAAGAAGUUUAAUGUGACGAUAUUGGUUAGUUCCAACAAUAAGAUAUCAAGAAAUUCAGACCAGCUUAGUUCUGAUAUUGAUUCUGGGAUCAUAAAUUUGAGCAGCCAUGCCAAGCUGGAAGGAAAGAUACAUCUAUUCAAGAUAUUCAAGAAGAAGAAAUCAGGAGAAAUGAAUUGCACUAUGGACGUUAACACCUCGUUGAAACAAAUCCAGAACCUGACGUGCAAAUGAGAUGCAUUAAUCAAACUUCAUUGGAGUUUGUCUACUUAUGUUGUGUUUAAUUUUCUGAUCAAAUGGCUUUGAAAUUUGGAUUUGUUAGUGAAGCUACAUUGUAAGAUAUAAAGAACUUGCUUACUGUUUUGAACAUUCUUCAAUUUGUAGUUUGUAUGGUUGGAUG